AUGUCUGUAAGUGAAAAAGUGUCGUUAUCGGAUGCUCUGAGCAACGUAGAUGUGUUGGAUGAGCUGACUUUGCCGGAUGAACAGCCAUGUAUCGAAGCAGCACCUUGUUCAAUCCUGUAUCAAGCUAAUUUCGAUACUAACUUUGAAGACCGCAAUGGUUUCAUCACCGGUAUCGCAAAGUACAUAGAGGAAGCGACCGUCCACGCCAACUUGAACGAGCUCCUGGAAGAAGGAAAUGCCCACGCAGUCAUGCUGUACACGUGGCGUUGCUGCAGCCGUGCCAUACCUCAGCCCAGGUCCAACGAACAACCAGACCGGGUUCACAUAUACGAGAGGACCGUUCAAGUCCUGGCUCCUGAGGUUGAUAAGCUCUUGCAGUUCAUGUAUUUCCAGCGCAAGGCCAUAGAAAGGUUCUGUGCCGAAGUGCGUCGGCUGUGCCACGCGGAGAAGAGGAGGGACUUCGUCUCCGAAGCCUACCUCCUGACCCUCGGCAAGUUCGUGAACAUGUUCGCGGUCCUCGACGAGCUGAAGAACAUGAAGAGUUCGGUCAAGAAUGAUUACUCGACUUACAGAAGGGCGGCGCAAUUCCUGAAGGUGAUGUCCGACAGUCAGAGCCUGCAGGAGUCUCAGAACCUGUCCAUGUUCCUCGCGACCCAGAACAAGAUCAGAGACACGGUCAAGGACGCCCUAGAGAAAAUUAACGGUUACGAAGACUUGUUGGCUGAUGUGGUCAAUAUAUGCGUGCACAUGUUCGAGACAAGAAUGUAUUUGACUCCGUGCGAAAAACAUAUGCUUGUGAAGGUUAUGGGGUUCGGACUCUUCCUCAUGGACUCAGAGGUGUGCAACAUCAAUCGUUUGGACCAGAAGAAGAAGAUACGUCUGGACCGCAUCGACAGGAUCUUUAAGAACCUCGAAGUGGUUCCACUGUUUGGCGACAUGCAAAUAGCUCCUUUCAAUUACAUCAAGAGAUCGAAACACUAUGAUCCGAAUAAGUGGCCGCUGUCCUCGAGCCCCAACCCGCCCUCGCCGCAGGCCGACCUGAUGGUCCACCUGCCCCAGAUCCGGGAGGAGCAUCAGAACUACAUAUCCGAGCUGGCCCGGUACAGCAACGAGGUGACGACCACUUUCAAAGAGGCGGGUUCGGACUCCGAGAACAAGGCGGUGACGGAGCUCUGUCUGCGCGGCCUGCAGCUGCUGUCCUCCUGGUGCUCGGUGCUCACGGAGCUGUGCUCGUGGAAGCUGCUCCACCCGACGGACCACACCAUCAACGCGCGGUGUCCCCCCGAAGCCGAGGAGUACGAGAGGGCGACGCGUUACAACUACACGUCCGAGGAGAAGUUCGCCAUGAUCGAGGUGAUCGCGAUGAUAAAGGGCCUCCAGGUCCUGAUGGCGCGGAUGGAGACGGUGUUCGCGGACGCGGCCAGGAGGUCCAUAUACGCGGAGCUGCAGGACUUCGUGCAGCUCGUGCUGCGGGAGCCUCUGAGGAAGGCCAUCAAGAACAAGAAGGACCUCAUCCGGAGCAUAAUAGUGUCGGUUCGGGAGACGUGCGGUGACUGGGCGCGCGGCUGCGAGCCUCAGCAGGACCCGGCGCUCAAGGGGAAGAAGGACGGCGAAGCCAGCUUCACCAUCAAGGUGCCCAGGAGGAAUGUCGGUCCCUCAUCGACCCAGCUCUACAUGGUGAGAACGCAGCUUGAGGCCCUCAUAUCGGACAAGUCCGGAGGCCGGCGGACUCUUCGGAAAGACCUGGACGCAGCCACCCUGCAUCAGAUCGAAAGCUUCCACAGAACCAGCUUUUAUUGGGCCUACCUGCUGAACUUACCUGAUUCCCUGCAGAAGUGCUGCGAUCUGUCUCAACUCUGGUAUAGAGAGUUUUAUCUCGAAAUGACAAUGGGAAAGAAAGUUAAUAAAUGCAUGGUGCGUCAUCAGCACAACGAGGAGUGCAACGACCUGGUCACGAUGGAGAAGCGGAUACAGUUCCCCAUCGAGAUGUCCAUGCCAUGGAUAUUGACCGAGCACAUAUUAAGGACCAAAGAACCGGCGAUGAUGGAAUACGUCCUGUACCCGCUGGACCUGUACAACGACUCAGCCCAGUACGCGCUGACCGUCUUCAAGAAGCAGUUCCUGUAUGACGAGGUGGAGGCGGAAGUCAACCUCUGCUUCGAUCAGUUCGUGUACAAGCUCUCCGAGCAGGUCUACGCGUACUACAAGCAGCUGGCAGCCAGCAUGCUACUGGAUAAGCGCUACCGUGCCGAGUGCUUGUCGCGAGGCGCGGGCGUGGGUGUCGGUCCAGGCCGGUACGCCUCCCUACUCAAGCAGCGGCACGUGGCUCUGCUGGGACGGCACGUCGACCUCUGCGCGCUGGUGGCCCAGCGUAUCAACUCGGACAUGCACCGUGCUCUGGACGCGGCCAUAGCGAAGUUCGAGGCCGGGGACAUCACCGGCGUGGUGGAGCUGGAGGGGCUGAUCGCGGUGAACCGUCUCUGCCACAAGCUGCUCAGCCGCUACCUGACGCUGGAUGACUUCGAGGCGGUGCUGCGGGAGUCGGACCACGGCGUGCUGGCCCCGUACGGCAGGGUCACGCUGCACGUCUUCUGGGAGCUCAACUACGACUUCCUGCCGAACUACUGCUACAACGCUGCGACGGCGCGGUUCGUGAAGUGCCGCGGGAUCCAGUUCGCGGCCAACGUGCAGCGGGAGCGCCCGCAACAGUACGGGCACGCGCUGCUGUGGGGCUCCAAGCAGCUCAGCCUCGUGUACUCCGCGCAGUACACGCAGUACAACGGGUUCGUGGGGGCGGCGCACCUGCACGCGCUGGUCCGGCUGCUGGGCUACCAGGGCGUGGCCGUGGUGGUGGGCGAGCUGCUGGGUGUGGCCCGUGGACUGCUGCACGGCUCGCUGGCGCAGUUCACGCGGGCCCUGCUCGCCGCGCUGCCGCGACACUGCCGCCUGCCCAGAUACGACUACGGCUCCAAUGGCGUGCUGGGCUACUACCACGCGCAGCUGACGGACAUCGUGCAGUACCCCGACGCGAAGACGGAGCUGUUCCACGCCUUCAGGGAGCUCGGGAACAUCAUCCUGUUCUGCAUGCUGAUCGAGCAGGCUUUAAGCCAAGAGGAGGUGACGGAUCUGCUCCACGCGGCGCCCUUCCAGAACAUUCUGCCGCGUCCCUACAGCACAGUUGCAGACGGUGAUAAGCCCGAAUCAAAACAGAAACGUCUGGAGGCCAAGUACGCGUCCCUACAGAUCGUCCAUAAUGUCGACAAGUACGGCACCGCCAAGCAAGGUCAGCUGUCGCGCGAGGGCGACCUGCUGACCCGCGAGCGGCUGUGCUGCGGCCUGUCGCUGUUCGGCGUGGUGCUGCGGCGGCUGCGCACCUGCCUCGCCGCGCCCGCCUGGCCCGCGCCCCCCGCCGCGCACCACGCGCACACCGACGACACCAACGAGUUCCACAGAUUGUGGUCAGCCCUGCAGUUCCUGUACUGCAUCCCGGUCGGCGACACCCAGUUUACCGUCGAGGAACUGUUCGGCGAGGGUCUCCAUUGGGCCGGCUGCACCAUCAUCGCUCUCCUGGGGCAGCAGAGGAGGUUCGAGGCGCUGGACUUCUGUUACCACAUCCUGAGGGUGCAGAGGGUCGACGGAAAGGAUGAACUGGUCAAAGGCAUUCCCCUCAAGCGGAUGGUGGACCGCAUCAGGCGGUUCCAAGUGCUGAACUCGCAGAUCUUCGGCGUGCUGUCCAGGCAGCUGUCCGCGGACGACGCGGCCGGCGUCGAGCACGUGCGCUGCUUCCCGCCCCCGCAGGCGCCGCUUACGCUCAACUGAGCCGCCGCGCGACCAGAACUCGACGAAAAUUCCUUUUUUUUUUAUUACUUAGAUCAGCCUUUCCCAAAGUGGGUGAUAACGCCCCCUUAUGGGCGCUGAAGGCCUAAAGGGGGCGGUAAGAGACCCAGAAAAAAAUUGGGGGCGCUGUGUAGAGGUUUGGGAGGCAAUUUGUAAUUUUAUCUAGAAGGACUCUUAGACACCGACUGAGCUCUCUCGCUAUAGAGGUCUUGAAGUAGGUGAUAAAAUGGGGGCGCUAAAAAAUAAUUUAUUCUCAAAGUGGGCAGUAGACAAAAUAAGUUUGGGAACCCCUGGUUUAGAUGGUUGGACGAGCUCACA
Molecule: messenger RNA, 4155 nt
Organism: Bombyx mandarina (wild silkworm)
Lineage: Eukaryota; Metazoa; Arthropoda; Insecta; Lepidoptera; Bombycidae
Gene: Sra-1
Product: Cytoplasmic FMR1-interacting protein Sra-1
Biological process (GO): regulation of actin filament polymerization
Molecular function (GO): small GTPase binding
Source: RefSeq, a predicted model, not a curated record